UCAUUUCCAGUCGAAUGAAAAUCUUCGGGUCUGGAAAAGUCUGGGUGAAAAUUCAAUAAAAAUGAUUAAUCUACUUUUCUUAUUUAAUGGAGAUUUGCCAUUUUUCAUCGUGCUAAUUUCUAAGGACGUAACCAAGACUGUCCGUGUAACUUUUGUACCACUAAUGGACGCUUAAGAGUAUAUACAUAUUCCUUUCGUACAUAUUAAUAGACGUACGAGAGGGUGUGUAUAGGAGCCCCUUAGUCAAAGGAUUAAAGUGGCACAUCCUGUCGGCAGGCUGGUUUGUUUGGGUUCUCAUGUAGCAGGCUACAUCGAUAGAUUGCCUCUGUUUAUGAAGUCGCUUGUAGAAGGCGGAGCGAAGCGAGCAAAGCACGUGGUGCUCAUGGAACGAAGAACUCGUCGUGCCUCAGUUACCUUUCGACCUGUCAACAAUAGACGUUCCGCGUCGCUCGCUUCUCUCUCCAACCGUGCCGUACGAGCCUCGUUCAGUGAAAGUGAAUCUUUUCUCGCGUACGGUACACUAGUUUCACCGAAUGCUUUUAUUCUACUGUGGAUACCACGUUCAAUUGUUUUAUCGCAUUGUAAAGUGACCGUAAAACUUCGUCCGAAGUGUGCGAGAAGAUGGUGAGAUAGUGUUUACAAAGUGAUAACAUCAGUGAAAUAGGCCGAUUUUUAACAAAUUUUCCAUAAAUAUCAUCGAGGAUAUCAGUGUUUUACAUUGUUUUAAUCUGAUACUUAAAAAGAUUAACUUACUUUCAUGGUUUGUCUAGAAAUUGUUUACCGCAGUGGUAGCACGUAUCGAGCCGCGUUUUCCACGAAACGACAGCCAAUUUAUUUGAAACACUUCUUGACAAAGGCACGGCAAAAGUGCCAUGCUGUGUCUCGUACGGAGUCGUAUCGAUCACGGUACCUGAACUACGUGAAAUGAUACGAAUAUAAGUUUUACUUUUUCGUGGUAAACGUUCCGUUCGUUGAAGAUUCUUCCGAGCUCUCGUGCUCGAUUAAUAUAUGGCUCUAUCGUGUUUCAAAUACUCGUGAAUCUUGGCUUCGACUCGUGUACCUACAUAAUGCAAGCAGCGUAUCUAGUUAAUAUUCUUUCAAGCUCUCGUGUUCUCGUAACGUAUGAUUUUAUAGAGCUCCAAAUACCAGAGCACUUUGGAUUAAGUUAAUGUUUACACACGGCGUGAACGUCAUUUUUUAUUUAAGAUUCUUUCAACCUCUCGUAGUCGUGGAAAAUGCGACUCUAUUGACUUUAAAAUAUCCAAAUAUGUGAGCGUUGGGUUGAUAGUGCAGUUUUCUAGCAAUCUAUCUUUCGCAAUAGUCUACUUUGAAUCACAUUCUUGAUUUCAAAUAGUUCACUGAGGGAUCCGAAGGAGAUGGUUGUUAGUUUGUGACUGAUAUUCUGGAUGACGGUCCAUUAAUUAUGCUCUUGCUGCUAGAGUAACGAGGUCGCGAUGGUCGAGUGGUUUCUUUAACGAAAACCCAAGCCUCAAAGUGAUAUUUUCCCGUUGAUCAACGCGAUCAGACACCUUUGAAUAUCUUCUCGACGCUGGAGUUGAAUAAAAUUCGAAAACAAGAAACAGAAUAUUUUACUGUGAUAUCUUUUAUUACUGCUGUUCUAGCGUGGAGAACACGCUUCCAAAGCGUGGAAAAAUUGCAAUAAAAUAGAGUGUAAUCAGUAUCGUGAACAGUUAAAUUCAAGGAAGGAUUGGUUGAAAAAAUUGCAGGUUUUCUACAUAAUGUGCACGUAACGUUUCAUCGAACGACAGUCGCGUGAGUGGAAUCGAUGGACGAGAGGCCACGUUUAUCGCGAUCCGCUCAUAAUCGUGCUUGCAACCACAUUGCCGAUCGAAAACCGGGACAAAUGAAUUCCUCGAAUUUCUUCUCCAUACUCGUAAAAUGAAUCUCGCGGCCAAUUCGACGCGACGUAACGAUGUCCAGUAUUCGCGGAUCGUUUUUCAUCGCUUUCGAAUCAUUCUCGACCGAAUUGUGUGCCAAAAUCGGUUGUUCGAAUUAAACGACGGAAGAACGACGAUUCGGGGCUGUUCUCGUUUCCAGAGAUUGUUUAUGACGCUUGCUCGUUACAGAAUUUUAUUCAGUUUUAAACGAUCCCGUCAACUACCCUCGAUUCAGCAUGAAUUUACACUCUAGAGUUUGCAAUAACAAUCGCCUUUGUUACCUAAACUCCUUAACGAGUUUCUUUUCGAGCGUAGACUAGAAAUUCUGACAGCCUUCUCUGUUACCCAACGCGUUUCGAACUUUGUCAACUCGCAAUAAUUCGUUCUUCCGGUAUCAGACUGAUCGAUGAAACGAGCUAACGAGAAUCGGCGAAAAUUCGGCUCGACCGUGGACCACGCGUAACGAUCCUUGGCCCUUCGAAUAGUUCACAUCCGGUCGAGUGAACGGACAAACGGAACGUUUCGUGCUCGGUGAUUGUCGAGAUAAUACGACGCAGUGUGUAAGAAGAGGAAGAUAAUACGAGACGAAGAUCGAAGGGAAACAGGGAUGUUCGACCUUGGUGGAAGCAGAUCUCGAGGGUUAUUUUAAAAAAAAGAGGGACAAGGCCGCUUAUGGAACGGCACGAUCAGAAAGGUUCUCAGCGAGGCUGAAGCAGCCUGAGAAUCGAAAGGUAAAUAAGCGCGUAUCAGGUAGAUACCGGAUGACAGCGGAAACGAAGGAUCCAACGAGUUUGUAAAUCUGUUGGACGAGGUAUUAUGAACCUAGAAUGGACAUCGAGUUCUCUGUUGCCCGUGGAGAUUGAGGUAUGGCCGCGGUAGCCGGCAUCUAUGGAUUCGCUGAGGACCGACACGUCAGACAUACCGAACAUCGCCAGCAUCCAUCGCUGCCGAAACUCAGCAGCCAGGACGAGGAUGGGCCGAACCCCCACACCCAAUACACAGGCGUCACGCAUUUCGAGCCCAUUCCGCACGAUCAUGACUUUUGCGAGAGGGUCGUCAUUAACGUGAGCGGGCUAAAGUUCGAGACGCAGCUGCGUACGCUGAACCAAUUUCCGGACACGCUGCUUGGCGAUCCGUCACGGCGGCUACGAUACUUCGAUCCGCUUCGCAACGAGUACUUCUUCGAUCGGAAUCGGCCAUCCUUCGACGCGAUACUUUACUACUACCAGAGCGGUGGUAGGCUACGUCGUCCUGUCAACGUUCCUCUCGAUGUCUUCUCCGAGGAGAUCAAGUUCUACGAGCUGGGCGAAUUGGCUACCAACAAAUUCAGGGAGGACGAAGGAUUCAUCAAGGAAGAGGAGAAGCCGCUGCCGUCGCACGAGUUCCAAAGGAAGGUCUGGCUGUUGUUCGAGUACCCGGAGAGUUCACAGGGUGCCCGUGUGGUUGCCAUAAUAUCCGUGGUCGUGAUCCUCCUGUCAAUCGUGAUAUUCUGUCUGGAAACGUUGCCCGAGUUCAAACAUUACAAGGUGUUCAAUACGACGACGAACGGCACGAAAAUCGAGGAGGACGAAGUGCCGGACAUCACCGACCCGUUCUUCCUAAUAGAGACUAUUUGUAUCAUCUGGUUCACGUUCGAAUUAUCGGUGCGCUUCCUCGCCUGUCCAAAUAAACUGAACUUCUUCCGUGACGUAAUGAAUAUCAUCGACAUCAUCGCGAUCAUUCCUUACUUCAUCACUCUGGCCACCGUUGUGGCGGAGGAGGAGGAGACGAUCGAUCUGCCGAAGGCGCCGGUAAGCCCGCAGGACAAGAGCACGAACCAGGCGAUGUCCCUGGCGAUACUCAGGGUCAUCAGGCUUGUCAGGGUGUUCCGGAUAUUCAAACUGUCCAGGCACAGUAAAGGCCUUCAGAUCCUCGGCCGAACCCUCAAGGCCUCCAUGAGGGAACUCGGCUUGCUCAUCUUUUUCCUCUUCAUCGGUGUGGUGCUAUUCUCGUCGGCGGUAUACUUCGCGGAGGCCGGCUCCGAGAAUUCGUUCUUCAAGUCCAUUCCGGACGCGUUCUGGUGGGCCGUUGUCACGAUGACGACCGUGGGCUAUGGUGACAUGACGCCGGUUGGAGUAUGGGGGAAGAUCGUCGGGUCUUUGUGCGCGAUCGCUGGUGUACUGACGAUCGCCCUGCCUGUUCCCGUCAUCGUCUCCAACUUCAACUACUUCUAUCAUCGUGAGACUGACCAGGAAGAGAUGCAGUCGCAGAACUUCAAUCACGUGACCAGCUGCCCGUAUCUCCCUGGCACUUUAGGUCAACACGUGAAGAAGAGCCCGAUGUCGGAAUCGUCGUCGGACAUAAUGGAACUGGAAGAGGGCAUACUGCUCCCUCAUCCUGAGAUUACGAAGAAGCCCAACUGCAACCCUCGCCAUAAUAACAAUAUUAAUCCAGCCUGUAUGAGCAUCGAGACUGACGUCUGACUACUAGUGAAGGAGACGAUGGCAACGUGGUGGCCAGUGCUGGGACGGUUGUCGAAGAACGGCUACAGUUCCCUUCGGUGCCUGACGUAGGCCUCCUUCACGCGUCGUCGUAGUCGCGCUAGCUGCGCACUGCUAGCGACUAGCGCGUGUACGCGUGCGCAUUAUAGCACGCGUUCGCGCGCCCCGUCUGUCCAAUAGUCUGUCGUCAAUACGAGGGGUGCUUCCAAUCCAUUAUUACGCGUCAACGAGAUACACAAAUGAGGCAAAGAGAAUGAAAUAGAAUGAAAUAGAAUGAAAGUGAGUAACGCAGAAAUUCAACGACCAAGAAUCGGCUGACUUAAAUAUGGGUGCCACAUUAUUUCUUCCAACGCGACGAGAGUGACGACCGAGUUGCAAUCCUCGGCGGGAUAGUUGAAGAAUGUCACAGAAAGAGGUAAAGAGAUAAAGAGGUAAGAAGAAUGAUCACAUGGGCAAAUGUCGAGAAGCGACGUUAAACGAUUAAACGCGUAACAAUAAGAGUAAGAUAUAAGGAUUCUAAAAAGAAGAAAAGAAGCAAAAACGGUAAUAAAAGGAGAGAAGAGGUGGCGGAUUUCAGUUUCGAGGUGAAACGGAAUCGAGAAACGAGACAGCCGCUUCGGAGGUGUUACGAUAAACACGCGCACCCCACGUAGGGACCUACGUGCUAAUUAACGGGGGAUGGUGUUGGAUAAACCUCUACUUGUUUCCCGAUCAUCCCCCACACCACCGACUCCAGUGUUCAAUACAAAUGAUAUAACAAAUAAAAAUUAAAAAAGUAACAAGUAAACGAUAUUAAAAAAAAAAAUAAAAAAAAAAAAAACGAAACGGAAGAGUAUUAAAUCGCAGCGGCUUCGCGAGAAAACAAAAAAUAAAAAUAAAUAAAUAAAUAACGUCGUUCGAGCCUCUAAACCGCCCAAAAUACGGUUCAUGAAAAAUCGAGAUGAUACGGGGGUGGGGUCGAACCGGGCCGGCGACGAAACCAGGGGAAUCGUAUCAGAUAAUACUAAUUAAUUAUUAUCGAUGUAAAUUAUAUAUCGAGUAUACACGUAGGCGAUGGUACGUUAAAAAGAAGAACAAAAACUACAGCAUUAUUCGUUUUAAUGAUUACAACACUGCGCGAAAACGGACGAAGCCACGAUCGAGCGGAAGAGGAGAAGAAUAAAGAUACGGUGAAGGGGUUGGGAAGGGUAGGAAGGGGUGAAUUGAAGAAACGAAGAAGACUCGUAGAAGACCGUAGGCGUUGCACGGCGACCAGCUAACGGAAACAAGUGUGUAUUCCAGCGGAGAGACAAUUUUAUUUUUUCUUUUGCACUGAAGGACAAAAAACAUUGUUGUACGUAUUUGAACGCGAGAACCACUGGGAUGCAAUUUGUUUUUUGGAGCGUAAUAUAUAUACAUUCUUACACACACAGAGACAGAAACAUCUACGAACGUAGUGUAUAUUCUUAUGGACGUCUAAUGGUUGAGUCGUCGACGAUUGUGCACAAAUGAGGGUAAUUGUAUAGAAUAUGGUCUACUUUGCCUUUAUUUCAAUAACACUGGUACACGGUACGAAGGUCAGUGACCUAAAUAAUUUGUGUCAUUAGGGCCAAGCAUCAUCUGGAACUUGUUUCAAAUUUAAGUCUGUCGAGUGGAAAAUGAUACUUUGAUUCGAUCGAAAUAUUGUGCACGAUCGAGGACGCGAAUCAAACGAGGUCGAAUCGAUGAGAAACGAUCCGUAGAUAUGUUUCUGUGUGAAUCAGCGACUUGAUAUCGUGGGAGAUCGGUGCGAAAGGCUUGAUAAGUUUGAAAAACGAUCGAAAGGAAGAUGAAAGUGCGUGGUCGAGCAAUGUGGGCACGAGGAAAGCCGACUGGCAGGGUGGAAAGUUGCGAUCAAUGGCCGGAAAUGUGGUCUGCCGAUGGCGCGUGUAACCGUGUACGAAUAUCGCGACGGAUACUGUUUCUUUUAUUCAUUUGAACGCGAUUUUUAAAAAGGGAGGGAGUCAAGUAGUAGCGAAAGCAGUAUCACGCAAUGAUUCAUUUAGCCAGGCAGUGUUGUAAGAUGAUACAAACGAAAAAGGCUAGAGGAGAGACGGUGAAUGGUCCAGAAAUGUUCAUGUUUCCGGAAUUUUCGUUUUAUGAUUCGUUUACUGUGAUAAUUUCUUUUCAAAAAUAUUUAGUACGAAGUAAACUUCGGUAGUUAAAGAAAUGAUUGACGGUUCAAAAUGCGACAUUAAAGGCUGUGAUUGAACAAACGAGAGUACCGACAGAGAGAAAAAGAAGAAGAAACUAAAUGGAUAGACCAAUCGCCUCUUUCCCUAUCUCUUCGCUGUCGUCUCGAUGUUUCGCCUCUUUCCCCGGGCGAAGAAAGCGCAUCACAAAAAAAAAAAAUUAAAAAAUCGCCAAGACUGCCAUUUUACCAUUCUCAGUGAAAACGAAACGAAAGAAGCGUAAUAUCCACAACUUUUUCCGCUUAGAAUCGACCCUUCGAACACCGCGAGACGUACAACGGACCCCGAUCCAGACAUUUUCGUGAUUCUUGACGAAUUUUCGUCGCUUAGCCCGUUAAUUCGCGUCGAAACGCAAGGUGCAUCAAAGAACUUGAAAUUUCGAGUUUCCCUCAUCACGAUUCGUUGAAAGCCACGAGGGAGAAUGCUGGCGUUUCGAUUCGUCCGAUUCAGCGUAACGACGCGUCGCGAUUUAUCUUAUUCGCUAAAAGAAAUUAAUAUUAAUAAUAAUAAUAAUAAUAAUAAUUCUGGUAUUUCCGUUGUACGUGCCAGGUCACUGAUUAACAAAGACUCGUUCGUUCGAGGAAUCGAGCCAUCCCUAACGGAAAUAAUCCGACUACGAUGAAGCAGGAAGUCUGACGUUGCGAAGCAAGCCAGGAGCAUACAAUUAGUGGUAAACUAAAGAACAAAAAACGAUGAAACAAAAUAAGAAAAAAAUGAAAAUCGUGCGUAACUAGAGAAACAGAACGAGGAAAUAUAAAUAGGUAGGAUGCAAGUAAAGCAGAAACCCGUAAACAAAUGAGAAAAAAAUGAAAAAAAUAACAGCGAUUCCAUUAUUCGAUUAUACAGUUUAGGUAAUUUAGACGCGAGUUUUAUCGAGGGAUAUAUCUCAUCUCUAUCUUUUAUUAGACGAAAAGAAAAAAAGAAGGAGCAAGGCCAAGACGAAGCGAAAUUUUGGAUAUUGCCAGAAAAACGUGAACGAACGAGUGAGUGAGAGGCAGCGCGUAAUUGGUACGAGUGUUUUUAACCGAGAAAAUCAAGUAAAAAGUUUAUGAAUCGUCCGAAUGUUUGUCGAUGCGAUUGUUUGCAAAGUGAAUGCACGAAGAAUGAAUUUGAUCGAGCAAAUGCGACACGAGAGGAGCGAAACAAGGGUAAACAAAACAAUAAUUAAACAGAGAUUUACGUUUCACGCGCCUUUAUUACGAUAUUUGAACUUUUCGCCUCGCUAAUUUAGUUAGAGAAAAGAAAAAAAAUAAUAAAAGAUGGGAAACAUUUAUCGGAACUACCAGCCUAGAUAAUUCCAAAGAGAAGAGAAAAACAAAGUAAAUAAAAUAAAGUAAAGUUAACGCAAAUUAAGUCGGCAGAUGAUAAAUUUAUUACAUAAAUUAAAAUUAGUAUUACCGUUUAAAUUCUAUUAACUAAAAACCUAUUACUACUACUAUUACUACUACUAUUGUUACUAUUACUACUACUGUUACCACUAAUACUGCUACUGCUACUGCUACUACUACUCAUACUACUAAUACUAUUACCGCUACCGCAGAUACUAUCACUUAAAUGCAGCCACAACUCUAACUGUCACGAGUAAUUUAUCACAAGAACGACAACAAACCACCACUAUCACCAUCACUAUCUACUAUCUACUACUAUUACUCCUACUACUACUACUACUACUACUACUAUUACUACUGUAUAUUGUUACCACUAUCGAUAGUAGUGUGAUCAUUACUUUCGUUGUUGUUAUUAUCUACGUCUAUUACUACUACUACUACUACUACUAUUACUACUAUUGCUGCUGCUGCUGAUACUACUACUAUCGCUACAACUAUUAUUACUACUACUACUAACUACUAUUAUAUCACUAAUAGCGAUAUUAAAUACAAUCUACAAACUAUUACUGUUACUACCGAAAUUAAAGAGAUGGAAAAAAGUGAAUAACACGCUACGGCGAGCAGAUAUUUAGAUAAAGAUGAGAAACUACUCUGUUAGACGGUCGUAGCUGUUUAGAGGUGUAUAAAAUAGAUCUUAGAUAGAUAGUAAUGAAGGUAGUAUACAAGUGAUAGUUAACGAAAAAUUCCGAUCCCAUUCAGAUCGACACACGGCAGAGGGUGGUUUUCCAUAUUUCACGUCAAAAAUAAAGCAAAACAAAAAAAAAAAACAAAUAAAACAAGACAGAUAUUGUUAAUAUCGUUCGGUUCCCAUCGGCAGACUUUCGUCGCCCUAGAAAAAUAUACGAAGAAACGAACUUUCAGCUUUUUCUCACCUCGAUCGGGCUUUCGUCGUCGAUGAUCGCAGGCCAAACAAAACGAAAAAAAAAAAAAAAAAAAAAUAAGUACCUUUCUACGAUCGUUUGUACGUUUUCUUAACGGUCUUCUCUCAGGCGCUUUUUAAUCGAACACUUUCGCCCCGAAAUAAUCGUCCCCGAAGCGACUAACUUUUCUGUCCGAAAGAUUUUCACUUUUUCGAAUCGACUGCUCGCGUUCAUCAAACGAUCGAUCGAGUAUUAAGUAAGAAAUUCCUAUUUCAAAGUGGCAAAUGCCAUUUUAUAUACGUUGAUAAUGUGCGAAACGAGUGCUGAUGGUCGCCGACACCACGUUCUACCGUCAACGAAACGCGUUCUUUUCUUUUUUUCUACGAGAUCUAUAAGCAUACUUACUCAGCCCUGAAAACGAAACAACAACAACAACCCAAUAAAAUGUUCCUUCGCGACUGGAUGUCGGAUGUCGAACUUGUCGCUCUGCCAAACGAAACACCGCGCUGUUGGCUCGAUUGAAUGCGAUUUUUUUCAAUGGAAACUCGAUCGUUGCUUGUCGAUCGCGCUGAUUGCCCAAGCGUCCUUCUAAAGUAGAGAAGAUAAUCGAAAACGAAGAAGAGUGAGAAAAAAUAGUGUGAGCGAGAGAAAGUGUCGAUGAAGAAGUAGAGGUGAGACGGUGAGAAUGAGGAGAGAAAGAGGGAGGAUCGAAGCAGAUAAGAGUUGAGCAUGCAUUCCAAAAAGUAAUUAGGUGAAAAUUAACGGUAGAAGAAACGAAGAUGAGAAGGGAGUUAGUCCGCUACGAAGCUAGAUAACUUAUAUUCCGCUGUCGCCGCGCCGUAGAGAACGAACGAGAUCCGUUGUUACACUUGCACGCUAACUUUUAAAUCGUGAGAAACCGAGUGAAUGGACAGCAAAGCAGAGCAACACGCGUAGUCCUCGUGAUAGCAGGCUGGCUGGAGCGUAAUUAAGUGGAAAAUAUUGUAUGAGUAUUUGAAAACCUUAUGGCUGUACUGCCCUGGUUGCUAUGAUGAUAGCUAUUGCAGGUUUCCGGGUGUAAAUUGUGUCCUUUUGUUUCGCUAACAUUGCAGCAAGUAGUUUCAUCAAAGAUCUGAAUGUGCACUGAUACUUGUAUUUUCAAUACCAGUGACUAUUUCGAUCCCUGACAAAGGUAUCCGCGGUGUUGGUGAAACGUCUGAACCCAGAAAUCUCCAAUACGUACGAGUAAUUGUUUAGUGUUGGACACCCUCGUCGAGCAUCCCUUGCUGUGAAUGAUCUACCAGUUAUUCGAGUAGAAUUUGGCAGGUUGUUAAUUGGCUUUGUUAUUUAUUGUUGUCCCAGGUUUGUUAUUAGUAUAUGGAAAUGUUCUGAAGAAAAAAAAAAAAAAAAAAGGAACGAAAUUGUACCGAAUAGUCGAGACAAACAUAGUGCAGCAGGGAAUGGUCGAGCGACCGAGUAUUAUAAUUAAGGAAGAAACGAAAAUAGAAAAAGAAAAAAAAGAUAUACAUAGAAGCGAGUUAACGAGCGCUCGUAGAUCGAGCUGAUUCACGCUUUCAAGUGAUAUUAUUUAGAUAUAUUACGAUCGACGCUGAACAAACAACCAUUGAAUUACCGUAAAUAAUUCUUAAAUAACGUUUGUUAUCGUUCUUAAAUUUUCACUGAUUUCAGCCGGAUCGAGCAUUGGAUGUCAAA
This is a messenger RNA of Osmia lignaria (orchard mason bee), 10528 nucleotides long. RefSeq names its product potassium voltage-gated channel protein Shaker (gene shaker). Gene Ontology annotation, biological process: protein homooligomerization; action potential; potassium ion transmembrane transport. Gene Ontology annotation, cellular component: voltage-gated potassium channel complex; membrane. Gene Ontology annotation, molecular function: protein binding; delayed rectifier potassium channel activity. Lineage: Eukaryota; Metazoa; Arthropoda; Insecta; Hymenoptera; Megachilidae. The record is from RefSeq and is a predicted model, not a curated record.